Microdochium trichocladiopsis is the source of this 1654-nucleotide messenger RNA. Its product is annotated as inhibitor of growth proteins N-terminal histone-binding-domain-containing protein. The transcript has 2 exons. Lineage: Eukaryota; Fungi; Ascomycota; Sordariomycetes; Xylariales; Microdochiaceae. Gene Ontology annotation, biological process: regulation of DNA-templated transcription. The record is from RefSeq and is a predicted model, not a curated record. The coding region runs from base 195 to 1502 and encodes 435 amino acids. Gene Ontology annotation, cellular component: Rpd3L complex; Rpd3L-Expanded complex; nucleus.
CGCCGUACGAGCGUGGCCCAUCGCCGGCAACCGGAGCGGGCAUCUCGAGCGUCGUCUGCUGCCUGGCCCCCUGCCCCCGUGCGCCAGCGACCGAGCGCCUGCCUGCCAGGGCCUCACCUGCCGCCCAGCUUCCCCAGUGUAAAUUCUUCCAGGAUCCGCCCACAGACGAUCUCUCGAUCGACUUUGUCAAGAGGAUGGCGCCCUCAGCAGAAGCCCAGGAUCCCGCCACCAUCCUCGAGGACUGGAUCCACCGCACUCAAAACCUGCCCGAGGAGCUGCGCUUCGUCCAGGACGAGAUCCUCGACAAGGACAGAGCAUACAACGACUGCGUCAAGACAAUCGAAGAAUGCGACCUCAAGAUCCAGCGCUGGAUUCGUGCCAAUGGCAGCCACCAACCAAACCCGCGUGAGAACCAACUUCGCGAAACCAUCCGCUCCAACUUCACAAAGGCCGACCAGCUCGCCGCCGAGAAGAUCCACCUCGCCGAGAAGCUUAAGCGCAUGUACGAUAAGCACCUCAAACACCUCGAUGGUCAGAUAGAACUACUUGUCCGGCGGUCAGAGCCCGGCUUCGAAAACCCCGACGAAAUACCAUCCACUCUGCGUCCCAGCGCGGCAAACCACUCGAACACGAGCGUCAGAGUCCUGGCUGCAACGGCCAGCACCCCUCUCAACCCGAUCCUCAACAAUAGCUCCACCCCUACAAGCACGAAAGCGCCCGCAGUUGUGCGAGCGGCAUUGUCCCAAACGCACCCGAGUUCUGCUCCAACGACACCCGCAGCAAGCAUGCUUCUGAACCGAAAUCAACGCGAAUCGUCUGCCGGCCCAGGCAUUGGCAGCGUCCCGAAACGACUUCCACGCGCCAACACAGGACUUCCCAAUGCACCUGCCGCCUCAAGCGGACUCGCCCGGCAUGCUUCCUCAGGACCUGGCACACCCAAGGGGGGGACUCCAAGUGUAUCACGGGCAGGCAGUGUUGCACCACGGACAAGCAACAAGACCGUAGCUUCCACCCGGAAGACGACGCCAUCUGGUGGUGUCAGCCGCAAGAAGCCACCAAAUGCGAAGUCGACAUUAUCGAGGGUUAAGAGAGCCGCAAACUCGAAAGGCUCGCCAGCAUCCACGGCAGAUAGUGAGCUGUCGGAUGCCGAGUCUGUCCAGUCCUCCGUGCGGGGGUCACGGGCGGGAAGUGGGACACCCGUACCACAAGCGCAGAAACGCCCGUCUCCGAGCGCAGAUCAUGAUGGCGACGAAGAUAUGGCCGACAAGGAACCCGAGGCCUCGGCCUCAGGCGGAUCAGACGAUGAAGAGGAAGAUGAGGAGGGCAAGAAAUACUGUCUUUGCCAGCACGUGUCGUAUGGCGAUAUGGUGGCCUGUGACAACCCGUCCUGUAGGUACGAGUGGUUCCAUUGGAACUGUGUCGGCCUCAAGUCUGAGCCCGAGGGCCGGUGGUUCUGCCCAGCCUGUACCGAAGCAAUGGCGAUGCGCAAAAAGGGCAAGUGAGGGGCGGGUGGUGAUGGGUGAACAGCGAGUUAUCAUUAUUACACGCGAUGGCGACCACAAGACACGGAUUACUUGCGGUAAGCACCGCCUCACAAAGUCCUGGAAUUGAGCCAGGCCAUGAUGUAUCCAAAAACAAGCGACGGAGGCCAUGA